AUGACAGAUACACCGACACCUAUUGUAUCUCUUUCGACCAUGGGAGCCAAUCCGAAGGAAACUGUGACUUAUACUUUUGAUCCAGACGGAGACGUCACUUUGGUGCUGGACAACGCCCCCAACGACCUUCCUGCUCGCUUGGAUGAUGUGCAAUUCAACACGCUUGGCGGAUCGUCGUACCUAAAUUUCGGCUCAAGCUCUAAAAUACUUCGGAUUCAAGCCUCUUCGAAGCAUCUGACCUUAGCGUGCCCUUAUUUUACCCGCAUGCUUCGCAGCAAGUUUAGCGAGGGCGUGCAGCUUCAAUCCCAAGGCAAUGUCGAGAUUAAGAUCCAGGAGUCAAGGGUACUGCCUUUCAUACUCCUCAUGUGCAUCGUUCACUGCCGGAUGCGUCAGGUUCCGACCGUGAUAUCGCUGUCAGCAUUGACGGGCAUGGCCGCCGUCGUCGACUACUAUGAAUGCUACGACGCCGUCAGUGUCUUUUCGGAUCUUUGGAUACGCGCGUUGGAGAGUCAACUCCCAACCACGCCGGAGAUCAAACCUCCACCCUUUGCUUUUGGCCAAUCUUGGAACUAUCAAGACCCCACUUUGAACUAUCUUAAUGCUGUAAACUGGGUUUUGAUAUCGUGGGUUUUUUAUAAGAAGGAUAUAUUUCGGAAAAUGACCCAAUAUCUUCAAGACCACAGUACAAGCGAGAUCACAGCCAAAGGCCUACCAAUCCCACCAGAAAUUAUAGACAAGUUGAACAGGCAGCGGACUACCUACAUCCAGCGACUGAUUGACGAUUUGAACAAAUUACAUUCCAAGGUUGCGGAUGGUUGUGCUCAGAGACAGGGCUCUAUCUUCUACAGCCCUGAUCCGCAUGAAAAAUGUACGUACCUCGUCCUUGGUGCACUGACGAAAAGGAUGAUGGAGAUGAAGCUGGUACAAGCACCAGCACCGCAGAGUCCAUUUCCAGGGUUUGGCAUAAGUAAGACCAAGACUAGCCUUCGUGACACGUUUAAGUCACCAAAUAUUGGGAAUAAUGGUCAUGAAGCGUGUGAACUAUCGUCUCGCAUUACUACCAUGCUCAGUAGCUACUCCGACCCAGUUGGUUUUGAUAUUGACGACCCGGAUUUUCCGAGGCGCCGCACUGCAUGA
This is a messenger RNA of Aspergillus puulaauensis, 1137 nucleotides long. RefSeq lists its product as uncharacterized. The coding region runs from base 1 to 1137 and encodes 378 amino acids. The transcript is spliced from 2 exons. NCBI's taxonomy places the organism in Eukaryota, Fungi, Ascomycota, Eurotiomycetes, Eurotiales, Aspergillaceae. The record is from RefSeq and is a predicted model, not a curated record.